Pleurotus ostreatus (oyster mushroom) is the source of this 1629-nucleotide messenger RNA. RefSeq names its product T-complex protein 1 subunit epsilon (gene CCT5). Gene Ontology annotation, cellular component: chaperonin-containing T-complex. Gene Ontology annotation, molecular function: ATP binding; ATP hydrolysis activity; ATP-dependent protein folding chaperone. The record is from RefSeq and is a predicted model, not a curated record. Lineage: Eukaryota; Fungi; Basidiomycota; Agaricomycetes; Agaricales; Pleurotaceae. The transcript has 11 exons. Gene Ontology annotation, biological process: protein folding. Bases 1 to 1629 code for a protein of 542 amino acids.
AUGGCGCAACCACAGGCGAUGUACGCUACUGACGAGUACGGAAGACCGUUUAUCAUUGUACGAGAACAAGCAAGGAAAACCCGAACCCAUGGCGUAGAAGCAAUAAAAUCACAUAUUUUGGCUGCUAGGUCGGUCGCCAACGUGAUAAGAACGUCGCUGGGACCAAGAGGGCUUGAUAAAAUACUGAUCUCACCAGACGGCGAGAUCACUGUGACAAACGAUGGUGCAACAAUACUGAGUCAGAUGGAGGUCGAACAUCAGAUUGCAAAACUCCUGGUACAGCUUUCGAAGAGUCAGGAUGAUGAGAUCGGUGAUGGGACUACUGGUGUUGUCGUACUUGCUGGUGCUCUGCUUGAACAAAGUGAAGCCCUGUUGGAUCGUGGCAUUCAUCCAAUACGAAUUGCGGAUGGAUUCGAUCGUGCAUGCGCCGUGGCCAUCGAACAUCUCGACAAGAUUGCAGAUCGCGUCGAAUUCUCGAAAUCAAACACUGAAAACCUGCUCAAAACAUCGAUGACGAGUCUCGGUAGCAAAAUUGUCUCCAAGGAGCACAAACAAUUUGCGCAGAUUGCUGUUGACGCUGUACUCCAAGUUGCAGAUCUCGAGCGCCGAGAUGUCUCUUUCGACCUGAUCAAAGUGGAUGGGAAGGUCGGAGGAUCGCUUGCCGACACCACACUGAUCAAGGGUGUACUCCUCGACAAAGACAUGUCGCAUCCACAAAUGCCCCACUCCGUCAAAGACGCCCGCCUCGCCAUCCUCACAUGUCCGUUUGAACCCCCACGCCCCAAGACGAAGCACAAGCUUGAUAUCACCAGUGUCGAAGAGUAUAAAAAGCUUCGGGAGUACGAGAAGGAGAAGUUCGCUGAUAUGAUCAAGCUUGUUAAGGAUACAGGCGCGAAUCUGGUCAUAUGUCAAUGGGGCUUCGACGACGAGGCAAACCAUCUCCUUAUGCAGAACGAACUUCCUGCUGUCCGAUGGGUGGGUGGACCCGAGAUCGAGUUGAUAGCGAUUGCCACACAAGGCCGAAUCGUCCCUCGCUUCGAAGAUCUCACACCAGAGAAACUGGGUAAAGCCGGCAUCGUUCGCGAAGUUUCCUUUGGCACGACUCGAGACAAGAUGCUGGUUAUUGAGGAGUGUGCGAAUACGCGCGCCGUCACGAUAUUUGUGCGAGGUAGCAAUAAAAUGAUUGUCGACGAAGCCAAGCGAGCCCUGCACGACGCUAUUUGCGCCGUCCGGAACCUGGUUGUUGAUAACCGCGUUGUGUACGGUGGUGGUGCAGCUGAUAUCAGCUGUUCUAUCGCUGUGUCCAAAGCUGCAGAUGAGAUCCCUUCCAUCGAGCAGUACGCCAUGCGCGCCUUCUCGUCCGCCCUCGACGCCAUCCCCCUUGCCUUGGCCGAGAACAGCGGUCUCUCGCCAAUAGAAACCCUCACUGACGUGAAGAGUCGUCAAAUCAAGGAGAACGAUACCAAGCUUGGUAUAGAUUGCAGCGACAGGGGCGAGAACGAUAUGAAGAAGCAGUUUGUUUACGACCCAUUGAUUUCGAAACGACAACAGUACCUCCUGGCGACUCAGCUCGUUCGUGCGGUAUUGAAAAUAGACGAUGUCAUAACAGCAGGCGAGGCCGACGAGUAG